Molecule: messenger RNA, 1077 nt
Organism: Monopterus albus (swamp eel)
Lineage: Eukaryota; Metazoa; Chordata; Actinopteri; Synbranchiformes; Synbranchidae
Product: 5-hydroxytryptamine receptor 4
Exons: 1
Coding region: 1-1077 (358 amino acids)
Biological process (GO): positive regulation of MAPK cascade; adenylate cyclase-activating adrenergic receptor signaling pathway
Cellular component (GO): plasma membrane
Molecular function (GO): trace-amine receptor activity
Source: RefSeq, a predicted model, not a curated record
AUGAAUAACAGCAACUUGGGACUUCUUGGAGAUGCUAACAUAUCUCUUCAGACUGAACUUCAGUCUUGUACCACACUGAGAAACCAGGCUUCUCGCAUCUUCCUGUACACCUUCCUCUCUCUUGGCAUUGUGUGCACAGUGGUGGGCAACUUCCUGGUUGUGUUAUCCAUUGCCUACUUCAAGCAGUUGCAGUCACCGACAAACUCCUUCGUCAUGUCCCUGGCAGUGGCUGACUGCCUUGUUGGCCUGGUAGUGAUGCCUUAUAGUAUGGUUCGGACUGUGGAGGGAUGCUGGCACUUUGGCACCCUUUUUUGCCAGCUUCACUCUAGCCUAGAUGUUAUGCUCUGCACUGCCUCCAUAUUACAUCUUAGCUGCAUUGCCUUUGACCGCUACUAUGCUGUCUGCAACCCAUUAGUUUACUCUUUAAAGAUGUCCCACGGUCGGGUAGCUCUCCUAAUUAUUGUAUGUUGGGCUGUGCCCAUGCUCAUUUCCUUUGGUCCCAUAAUGCUAGAACUCCAUAUUGCUGAUGUGGACAUCUUGUUUUCUAAAGAUAUAUGUGUGUUCUUGGUCAAUCGCAUUUAUGCUGUCAUGGCCUCCUUGGUAGCCUUUUACUUGCCAAUGGCUAUCAUGCUAGUGGCCUACUGGAAGAUCUUCAAAGCUGCCAAACGGCAGGCCAGGCAGAUCAGUGCCAUAGAAAGCCAGAUGGCUGCAGGAGUGGGAAAGGACUCAAGCAAAAAACAAAGACACCGAAACACUAUAAAGAGGGAGAAAAAGGCAGCAAAAACUUUGGGUAUCAUCAUGGGAGUUUUCCUUAUCUUUUGGAUGCCAUUCUUUACAGUGAACAUUGUGGACCCCUUCAUUGAAUAUAGCACAGAGGGGAUUGUCUGGGAUAUAUUUUUGUGGUUAGGAUAUAUGAACUCAUCUCUAAAUCCCUUUUUAUAUGGUUUCUUCAAUCGCUCCUUCCACAAGGCAUUCCUCAUGUUCAUGGGCUGCAGGGUAUGCCUGCCUGGAUCCUUCCCUGGGAUGGAGCUAUCACACACUAGAAAGGAGGCAAAUGAACAUGCAGAUCAACCAUAA